Molecule: messenger RNA, 660 nt
Organism: Acanthosepion pharaonis
Lineage: Eukaryota; Metazoa; Mollusca; Cephalopoda; Sepiida; Sepiidae
Source: the annotation of a GenBank genome assembly
AUGUAUAGGUCAAGUUUACAGUUGAGACACAAGGUAGAAUUUGUAUCCAAGUCUGUUACCCAUCCAGGAAUUUGGCCACUUUCGGGAGGAAGCAUCAUAUUCCUGUUUUGGGGAUACAGCCACUUCUUUUUCCCUUUAUUUUCUAAACUUCUUUCUUUUCCUUUCUGCAUUUUCUUUCUAUCUUUUCAUAAUCUUUUCUUAGAAAUAUUGCGAUUUGUUCUUUGUUUUUAUUUCUUUCAUGACUUCAUUUUUGUUUUAUCUCUUUUCCCAAAUAUCAGCUUUUUUAUAAGUUUGAUUUUUAUUCAUUUUCUUUUUGCCACCAUAUGUUUUUCUUUGUUUCUUUCUGUUAGAUUUAUUUUUAUUUUGAUUUCUUCCUUUUUACGUAUUUUCAUUUUUUUCUGUUGCUUUCCUUCCGGUUUUCUUCUUUCUUUCAUUUUCUUUCUUUCAUUUUCUUUCUUUCAUUUUCUUUCUUUCAUUUUCUUUCUUUCAUUUUCUUUCUUUCAUUUUCUUUCUUUUUGCUUGUCUUCUUUCUUUCAUUUUUUCUUUUUGCUUUUCUUCUUUCUUUCAUUUUCUUUUGGCUUUUCUUCUUUCUUUCAUUUUCUUUUGGCUUUUCUUCUUUCUGCUUUCUUCUUCUCUUUGAUUUUCUUUCACUUUCUUUGA